This is a messenger RNA of Knipowitschia caucasica, 1194 nucleotides long. The record is from the annotation of a GenBank genome assembly. Lineage: Eukaryota; Metazoa; Chordata; Actinopteri; Gobiiformes; Gobiidae.
AUGACGCGCACCACAUACGGCGAGUGCGGCGGGACGUCUGUGGCCCCUGCUGCGCACUGUCCCAGAGCCACUGCCCCAGAGCCACUGCCCCAGAGCCACUGUCCCAGAGCCACUGCCCCAGAGCCACUGCCCCAGAGCCACAGCCCCAGAGCCACUGUCCCAGAGCCACUGUCCCAGAGCCACAGCCCCAGAGCCACUGCCCCAGAGCCACUGUCCCAGAGCCACUGCCCCAGAGCCACUGCCCCAGAGCCACAGCCCCAGAGCCACUGUCCCAGAGCCACUGUCCCAGAGCCACAGCCCCAGAGCCACUGCCCCAGAGCCACUGUCCCAGAGCCACUGUCCCAGAGCCACAGCCCCAGAGCCACUGUCCCAGAGCCACUGCCCCAGAGCCACUGUCCCAGAGCCACUGUCCCAGAGCCACUGCCCCAGAGCCACUGUCCCAGAGCCACUGCCCCAGAGCCACAGCCCCAGAGCCACUGUCCCAGAGCCACUGCCCCAGAGCCACUGCCCCAGAGCCACUGUCCCAGAGCCACUGCCCCAGAGCCACUGUCCCAGAGCCACUGUCCCAGAGCCACUGUCCCAGAGCCACUGCCCCAGAGCCACUGUCCCAGAGCCACUGUCCCAGAGCCACUGUCCCAGAGCCACUGUCCCAGAGCCACUGUCCCAGAGCCACUGUCCCAGAGCCACUGCCCCAGAGCCACUGUCCCAGAGCCACUGUCCCAGAGCCACUGUCCCAGAGCCACUGCCCCAGAGCCACUGUCCCAGAGCCACUGCCCCAGAGCCACUGUCCCAGAGCCACUGUCCCAGAGCCACUGUCCCAGAGCCACAGCCCCAGAGCCACUGUCCCAGAGCCACUGCCCCAGAGCCACUGUCCCAGAGCCACUGCCCCAGAGCCACUGUCCCAGAGCCACUGUCCCAGAGCCACUGUCCCAGAGCCACAGCCCCAGAGCCACUGUCCCAGAGCCACUGCCCCAGAGCCACUGUCCCAGAGCCACUGUCCCAGAGCCACUGCCCCAGAGCCACUGCCCCAGAGCCACAGCCCCAGAGCCACAGCCCCAGAGCCACAGCCCCAGAGCCACAGCCCCAGAGCCACAGCCCCAGAGCCACUGCCCCAGAGCCACUGCCCCAGAGCCACUGCCCCAGAGCCACAGCCCCAGAGCCACAGCCCCAGAGCCACUGCCCCAGAGCCACUAA